AUGAGUCUUGUUUCUGUUCCAAAAAACUUGAAAACUCACAUUUUUAAUUUAAUUGAAUAGAACAAGACUUAAGAAUUAAUAUAAUUCAUUGAGAAUCAUCGAGAUUACAUUCAAAAUCUUGUGGCUCCAAAUUAUUGGACUCUUGGAAUGUAUGCGGUCAGAUAUAGUAAUCAUGAUCUAAUGAAAUAUUUACAUAAAAAGGAUCUAUUGAUUGAACAUCCAUUAUCUCAAUAUACUUUACUGUCAAAUGCCUUUUAAAACAACGAUCUUGAGAGUUUUAAAUUAUUAUGCGACGAAUUGGGAAAAGACAUCAACAAACCUGUGCAUCAGUUCUAAGAAUAAACAUUUUUACAAUAUGCCAUCAAAUACAAUUUUAAUGACUUGAUCGAAAUACUAUGCUCCAGAGGAGCUUACUUCAUAAUUGAAAGGACAUCCUCAUCUCUAUUUGAUUGCUAUGCCAACAAUCUCAAAGUGGAACACGAUCACUCAGGCGUUAGAUUUAGGAGCUACAACGACAACAAAGAAGUAGCCCAGAACUCUAUCAUCCAAUUGAAAAGAGACAAACUUACUCCUACUCAUUAUUUUAGAUUCAAAAAUAUCUUAUUACUAUAAUAUCUAUUGUAGAUUAAAUACUUGUAAGCUCCUGAAGGAUACGGAGACUUUUUGUUGAACUUUAAUAGAAUAUUGGAGUACACAGCUCCCAGCAAUAUAUUAGAUUGA
This is a messenger RNA of Paramecium tetraurelia, 720 nucleotides long. RefSeq lists its product as uncharacterized. Gene Ontology annotation, molecular function: protein binding. NCBI's taxonomy places the organism in Eukaryota, Ciliophora, Oligohymenophorea, Peniculida, Parameciidae. The transcript has 2 exons. The record is from RefSeq and is a predicted model, not a curated record.